Molecule: messenger RNA, 381 nt
Organism: Phalaenopsis equestris
Lineage: Eukaryota; Viridiplantae; Streptophyta; Magnoliopsida; Asparagales; Orchidaceae
Product: zinc finger protein 11
Exons: 1
Coding region: 1-381 (126 amino acids)
Source: RefSeq, a predicted model, not a curated record
AUGGAAGCUCCCAUCACCCGCCGCUCCUACGACUGCAUCUUCUGCAAGCGCGGCUUCUCCACGGCGCAAGCAUUAGGCGGCCAUAUGAACAUCCAUCGCAAGGAUAAAGCGAAGAAGACGAAGCUGAACACGCAGAACGAUCAUGGCUUAUGCUGGUAUAACAAUCAUGGGGACUCACUUCCUCACUUCUCCUUCUAUUCUUCCUCCUCUUUUGGUGCUUCUGGAGGUGGAGCUUCUGUUGAGGAUCAGCAUGAAGAGUUUGGGUUGCAGGGCAGGAGAAUGAGGGUGUUUGGUGAUCAGAACGAGGAGGUGAAAGGGAAUGGGGAGGAGGAAGAAGGUGGGUUGGAUUUAGAGCUUAGACUUGGUGGAACCCAUUUUUGA